AUGGAUGUAAAAAAAAAGAAAAUGGGGAAAUCACAACAAUUUUUAUUAUUAAAAAAAACCACACCACAAAUAAUUACACCACAAAUAAUUACACCACAACCUCCAGCAAUAUUAUUUAAAAAAAAAGAAUUUAUAAUUCCAGAUUAUUUAAUAAUUAAAAUAUUAAGAUAUUUAAUUCAAGAUCAAUUUACACCAAAUAAUAAAGAUAAUAGAAAUAAUAAUAGCAGCAAUAAUUAUAAAACAUAUAGAUACAAGAAAUCAAAAACCAAUAGUAGUAGAUUUUCAUUUUUAAAUUUAAAUUUUAAUUAUGCAUUAGUAUCAUGGAAAUGGUUUAAAUUAACAUCAAAACUAAAUGACUUUUUGCCACGUAGAUAUCUAAUUGCACUAAUAAAUCGAAACACUUCAAAUGAUCAUAACUAUUAUCAUCAAUUAAUUAAAAAUCAAUUUAAUAAAUAUAAUAAUUUUUUAUUUGACGAUGGUAAUGAUGAUAAUGACGAUAAUUAUAAUGAUCAUGAUGAUGAUGAAGAGGAUGAUGAAGAAAAAGAUAAAAAUGAAUUAACAAUUUCAAAACAAGAAGAGAAAUUUAGAGUUAAAAAUCAAUGUAUUAUUUAUACAUCGUUGAGAUAUGGUUGGAUACAGUUUAAUAAUUUGGUGGAGAUUGAAUUUGAUCGUGUAUCAUCAACAUGGUUUAGUUCAUGGCAAUUGUUAGUUAAAGAAUCACCGAAAUUAGAAAGAGUGCAUUUAACAAUUAUCGUGGGAUCAGAUAAUCCAAUUGAAAUAUUUGAAAGAUUUUCAAUGACCGAUAUAAAAUUAAUAUUAAAAUUAUAUUUCAAUGAUUUAUAUUGUAAUUUAGAAUCAAUUGAAAAUUAUAUUCAUCAAAGAAACAAAUCACCAUUUUCAAUCAAUGUUCAAUCAAUUCAAUGUAUUUGUAAUAUUCAUCAAGAUAUGAAUUGGGAUAUCGUCAAAUUCUUUAACCCAUCACAAUUAUUAUUAGAUAGUAAUUAUGAAACAACUUUUCAUUAUUCAUAUACUAAUUUAUUAUUACCACCACCACUACCACCACCAACAACAACAACAACAACAACAACAACAACAAUAACAACAACAACAACAACAACACCAACAACACCAACAACAACUACUGCCACUACAACUACUUUAUCAUUAUUAAAUGAUUUUAGAAUUAAAUUUCAUGAUUUUUUAGACUUUAAAGAUUUUAAAUUGGCGUUGGAUAAUGAGGGAUUGACAAGUUUGGAUUGUUCUUUGUUGUUAUUUGAUAUUCAUAGUUUUGAGCAUAUUAUACCAGAGAUUGGGAGUGAAGUUUAUUGGAAUUCAAUAUCAUGUGAUACUAAUGAUAUUGCAUUUGAAAUUCCUUUUACAAUUAAUUCAAUUGCAAAAUCAUUAUCAUUAAAUACAACUUUAACAACUUUAAAAAUUUCAGAUUAUUAUCGUUAUUAUGAUGAUGAUGAUUCUUCAAUUUAUAAUGGUUAUGAUGUUGAAAAUGCAUUUUUAGAUAAACCAAAGAAAUUAAAAAUUAACAAUAACAACAACAAUACAAUUAUAGAUCCAUUUCAAGAUACUUUAUCUCACUAUAAUCAAGAUAUUAAAACAUUUGCAUAUCAAUUCUCAGAGGCAAUUUGUUUAAAUAAAACUUUAAAAACACUUUAUAUUUCAUCUUGGGAUUCUUUAUUAGCUGAUAAUCAUAUUAAAAAACAACAACAAUUUGAACAAUUAAAUAAUAAUAAUAAUAAUAAUAAUGAGUUUAAUUGUCAAUUUUUUAAAUCAUUAUCAAUUAAUCAAACAUUAACAAGUUUAUCAUUAGUUAAUGAUACAAUAUCAGAUUAUGAUUUAAAAUGUUUAUCAUUUUAUUUUGGUAAAAAUCAUUCAAUUAAACAAUUGGUUUUAUCAAAUAAUAAUUUAAAACAUGUUGAUAAAUUAAUUCAAUUAUUAAAUUCAACUUCUAUACGUAAUAAUAGUGGUGGUGAUGAUGAUAAUUUUAAUAAUAAUGGUAAAAUAAUUGGAUUAACUUUAGAUUUAUCAAAUAAUCAUUACCCAAUUAAAUCAUCAAAUCAAAUUUAUCAAUCAAUUUUAAAUAAUUUUAAAUUUAUAAAUCAAUUAAUUUUACCAAUUAAUUUUGAAGAAACUAUUGAACAAUUAAAUCAAAAAAAUAAAUUUAAUAUUUUAUUUAAUUAA
Messenger RNA from Dictyostelium discoideum AX4, 2193 nucleotides. RefSeq lists its product as hypothetical. The transcript has 2 exons. Lineage: Eukaryota; Evosea; Eumycetozoa; Dictyosteliales; Dictyosteliaceae. Bases 1 to 2193 code for a protein of 730 amino acids. The record is from RefSeq and is a predicted model, not a curated record.